This is a messenger RNA of Pedinophyceae sp. YPF-701, 1164 nucleotides long. The record is from the annotation of a GenBank genome assembly. Lineage: Eukaryota; Viridiplantae; Chlorophyta; Pedinophyceae.
AUGGCGUCCUCUGUGGCACGCGCGAUAGGCCCGGCGCGGCUGGAGCGCCGUUCUGCGCAGCCGCGGGUGCGCUGGACGAGCCGAGCAGCGGCUAGCGUUCGUGGGGCCGCUGCGCCGCCCGAGCUGGUCACGAUUCCGUACGAGAGGCUCGCGGACGUCGAGGGAGGCGAGCUGGACGCGCUCAUUGCGGCAGCGUACGGGCCGCACGGCCUGGGGGUGCUCACGGUCUCACACGUGCCCGGUUUCUCUGCUGCAAGGCAGGAGCUUCUGGAGCUCGGUCCGGUGCUCGCCGGGCUGCCCGAGGACCGCCUCGCGGCGUACGAGGAUCCACUGAGCCGGUACGCGUUCGGCUGGAGUUUCGGGAAAGAGGUGCUGCAGGACGGCGUCGCGGACACGCUGAAGGGGUCGUUCUACGCGAACCCGCUGCACGACAGGCCCACGGAGGGGCAGCCGGGCGCGCAGGCGCUUCUACAGCGCCUUCCGGGGCUGUGCCGUCCGAACAUCUGGCCGACGGAGGACGUGCCAGAGCUCCGCGAGAAGUUCCGCCACCUCGGCCGCAUGAUGGCCGACGCCGGAGACCUCCUCUUCCAGCACUGCGACAAAUACGUUUUCAAGUCUUGGAAUUCCGAGUACAACCCUGAGCGCCUCACGGCCGUCCUCAGGCGGUCCCGGUGCCCCAAGGCCCGCCUCCUGCACUACUUCCCCCCCAGCGCCGCCCGCAGGCCACCCGAGAGCCCCGACGGACCGGUGUGGUGCGCGUGGCACACCGACCACGGCUCCCUCACGGCGCUGACGUCAGCGAUGCUGUCCGGGCUGGACCCGGGCGCGGCGUUCGACCCUCGCGCGGGCCUGUACGUCCGCACGGCGCGCGGCGACUCAGUGCAGGUGAGGGUUCCAUCCGACCACGUGGCCUUCCAGCUGGGGGAGUCCGCGCAGGUGCACUCCGGCGGAGUGCUGCGCGCGACGCCGCACUUCGUGCGGGCGUGCAGCGGGGGCGGAGGGGGGGUGUCUCGGACGACGUUUGCGGUGUUCUUGCAGCCGAACUGGGACGAGCCGAUGGACUCCCCCCCCGGCGCGACGGAGAGCGACGUGUGCGUGGGGCGGUGGCGGCCCGGCAUCGACUUCGGGACGUUCACCGAGGAGACGUUCGCCGGCUACUACUGA